UUAUCUUUCGUCCUCCACUAUAUUAGAUUCUUUCGCUGUCCACUCUUGUUGCUAGUUGCUACUCAACUACUACCAACUACAACUACAAGUUUCUCUGCAAAUCCAAUUCUCAAAAUCUAUUACCAAUUAUGGCAAAGCUUGAGCUGCGAGAGCUUGGGAACACAGGUCUUAAGCUAAGUUCUGUUGGAUUUGGUGCAUCUCCAUUAGGAAACGUUUUCGGAAACGUUUCAGAAAAAGAUGCCAUUGAUACAGUUCGUGAAGCUUUGAAUCUCGGCAUCAAUUUCUUCGAUACAUCUCCGUAUUAUGGGGAUACUUUAUCAGAAACAAUGUUAGGGAAAUGCCUUGAAGCAAUUGGAGUUCCAAGAGAUCAAUUUAUUGUGUCCACAAAAUGUGGUCGAUAUGGUUCGGGUUUUGAUUUUAGUGCUGAGAGAGUUACAAAGAGUAUUGAUGAAAGUCUGUCCAGAUUGAAACUUGAUUAUGUUGAUAUUCUUCAAUGCCAUGAUAUUGAAUUUGGGGAUCUUGAUCAGAUCGUGAAUGAGACCAUUCCUGCACUUCAAAAGUUAAAGAAAGAAGGGAAAAUUCGUUUCAUUGGUAUAACUGGACUUCCAAUGGAGGUUUUUAGUUAUGUGCUUGAUAGAGUACCUAUUGGUAGUGUGGAUGUGGUUUUGUCAUACUGUCAUUAUAGCAUCAAUGAUACAGCUCUUGAGGAUAUGCUACCUUACUUUAAGAGCAAGGGAGUUGGAGUGAUUAGCGCUUCCCCUCUUGCAAUGGGACUUUUGACGGAGAGAGGUCCUCCGGAAUGGCAUCCAGCUUCACCAGAACUCAAGUCUGCAUGCAAAGCUGCCGCAGCUCAUUGCAAAGAGAAGGGAAAGAAUAUUUCAAAGCUAUCCCUGCAGUUUAGCUUAUCGAAUAAAGAAAUUUCCUCGGUGUUGGUCGGCAUGAACUCUGUUCAGCAGGUAGUGGAAAAUGUUGAUGCUGCUGUGGAGCUUACAACUGUUUGGAAAGAUGAAGAUACCCUGCUGGAGGUUGAAACCAUUCUACAGCCUGUGAAGAAUCAGAGUUGGCCUAGUGGUAUUCAGAAAAGCUAAACCAACCAGUGUUGAUUAUCAAAAUCACCUUCUAUUUGCUUUUAAUGCACGUAUUUCCUCUUUGAGGUGGCCACUUGAACCUUUCUAUUCAAACUAUUGUACUUGGCUCUGUACUUGUAAAAGAAACUCUUUUCUUUCAUGAUGAGAAAGAGUUGGCACCUAUGAAAUAAGAGCAUUCUCUGUUCAACACAUCAAAGAAAGCAUUUCUUUUAUUUCGGGCAA
Messenger RNA from Papaver somniferum (opium poppy), 1310 nucleotides. RefSeq names its product L-galactose dehydrogenase-like. The transcript is spliced from 5 exons. The record is from RefSeq and is a predicted model, not a curated record. Gene Ontology annotation, cellular component: cytosol. Gene Ontology annotation, biological process: L-ascorbic acid biosynthetic process. Lineage: Eukaryota; Viridiplantae; Streptophyta; Magnoliopsida; Ranunculales; Papaveraceae. The coding region runs from base 129 to 1088 and encodes 319 amino acids. Gene Ontology annotation, molecular function: L-galactose dehydrogenase activity.